AUGAAUCCAAUGAGUGGCCCAGGUGGUGCUUCAGCCUUAUGGCAGGAGGCGCGCAAUGCAGAUGGUCGAGUUUACUACUAUAAUGUGCAGACAAAAGCAACACAAUGGGCUAAGCCUGUGGAGAUGAUGACUCCGGUCGAGCGCGCCCUGGCAGAUCAACCCUGGAAGGAAUACACAGCAGAGGGUGGACGCAAGUAUUGGUACAACACGGAAAACAAGCAAAGCACAUGGGAGAUGCCCGAGGUUUACAAGAAUGCGCUCGCUCAGGCUCCUCCAACUCCAGCCGUUCCAACUGCGUACGUUGCUUCCUGUCUUUUUUCAAAUCGUGAACUAACUUUUCUUAGCGCGCCCUCUUUUGUUGCAGGCGGCUCCAGCUCCUACGGACACUCCCAGCGUGAACGCGAUGACUACGAUCGAGGUGACCGAGGUGACCGAGGCUACAAUGACCGACGUGGAUAUGGAAAUUUCGACACUAACGGAAUGGUUGCUGCACCGGCUUUCAAUACAUCUGAGCCUGAGUACGGCUCCAUCGAGGAAGCCGAGGGCGCCUUCAUGAAGAUGCUCAAGCGGCACAACGUGCAGCCCGAUUGGACGUGGGAACAAACUAUGCGGGCAACAAUCAAAGACCCGCAGUAUCGUUCUCUCAAGGACCCUCGAGACCGUCAAUCUGCCUUUGAGAAAUACGCGGUCGAGGUUCGCAUGCAGGAAAAGGACCGAGCGAAAGAAAGAUUCGCUAAGCUCCGCGCAGAUUUCAAUACCAUGCUGCAACGGCAUCCUGAGAUCAAGCAUUAUAGUCGCUGGAAAACCAUUCGUCCCAUUAUUGAAGGUGAGACUACUUUCCGGUCCACCAACGAUGAAAAUGAGAGGCGACAGCUCUUCGAAGAGUAUGUUGUCGAGCUCAGAAAAUCUCACUUUGAGCAAGAGGCGUCCAAGCGGAAGGCUGCCCUGGACGAGUUGGUCAGCAUACUUCAUGGUCUGGAUCUUGAGCCGUAUACGCGCUGGUCGGAGGCUCAGGCGGUCAUUGAGUCUAAUGAGAAGGUGCAGGGUGACGAUAAGUUCAAGACCCUGAGCAAAUCUGAUAUUUUAACUGCGUUUGAAGAUCACAUCAAGUCCUUGGAACGCACUUUCAAUGAUGCACGCCAGCAGCAGAAGGCUAUCCAAGCCCGCAAAGAGCGCCGCGGCCGAGAGCAGUUCAUUGAAUUGCUGAAAGAACUGCGGUCCCAGGGGAAGAUCAAGGCCGGCAGCAAGUGGAUGAACAUUCGUCCCCUGGUUCAAAAUGAUCCUAGAUACCAAGGUAUGCUGGGACAGUCUGGGUCAACCCCUCUCGAUCUGUUCUGGGACAUGGUCGAGGAGGAGGAGCGCUCACUCCGCGCUCCUCGCAAUGACGUGCUGGACGUUCUUGAUGACAAACGGUUUGAGGUUACCGCCAAGACUACUUUCGAUGAGUUCAAAUCUGCCGUUGAGUCUGAUCGUCGCACCUCCAAAAUUGAUCCGGAGAUUCUUCAACUUCUUUUCCAGCGCAUUCAAGACAAAGCUAUCCGUCGUGACGAAGAAGAGAAACACGCCGCUGAUCGCCAUCAGCGCCGUGCUGUUGAUGCUCUCCGAUCUCGGAUUAAGCGCCUUGAACCCCCGGUUCGUACCACAGACACGUGGGAGCAGGUCCAGCCCCGUUUAGAAAAGUACGAAGAAUACAAGGCCGUCGAAACCGACGAACUGCGAGAGUCUGCAUUCGAGAAGGUUAUCCGACGUCUUAAAGAAAAGGAGGAAGACCUCGAGAAGGACCGCGAACUACGAGACCGCGACAGAAGCCGCCGGGACUACGAUCGCGAAUAUCGCAGCCGAGGGGAACGACGAGGUGGCAGUCGCGUCAGCCGCAGUCCAGAGCCUGAUGCUUACGAAGCAGACCGUCGCAAGGCCCAAGCGGAUCGCGAACGCUCGUACCGCACCCGCGACGAUCGCGAUCGUGACAGAGACAGUCGGUCAGAGCGCCAUCGUGAGCGCGAACCUCGCGACCGUGACCUGGACGGUGGUCGCCGUCCCGGCAGAGAUCUUGACCGUCGGGAAGACGAACGUGAGCGUCUGUACCGCACUCGCGGCGACCCACGUGGUAGCCGUGACGAACUUGAUUACGGGGAUACUCGCAGCACGGCCAGUGGUGGAGACCGCAGACGCAGACGGGAGAGCGACACUGAGAGCGUAGCCAGCCGAUCCGUGAAGCGCUAUCGUCGGGAUAGUCGUGAACGGGAACGCAGCAAGGGGCCUCGACGAGACCGUGCCCGAGAACGUUCAGCUAUUCCUGAAGAAGAGGCAAAGAAUGAUGAAAAGGCCAUACAUUCCGGCAGUGAAGAAGGCGAGAUCGAAGAGGACUAG
This is a messenger RNA of Penicillium odoratum, 2370 nucleotides long. Its product is annotated as snoRNA-splicing protein PRP40. Bases 1 to 2370 code for a protein of 789 amino acids. NCBI's taxonomy places the organism in Eukaryota, Fungi, Ascomycota, Eurotiomycetes, Eurotiales, Aspergillaceae. Gene Ontology annotation, molecular function: protein binding; RNA binding. The transcript has 3 exons. Gene Ontology annotation, cellular component: U2-type prespliceosome; U1 snRNP. The record is from RefSeq and is a predicted model, not a curated record. Gene Ontology annotation, biological process: mRNA cis splicing, via spliceosome.